Molecule: messenger RNA, 754 nt
Organism: Brachypodium distachyon (stiff brome)
Lineage: Eukaryota; Viridiplantae; Streptophyta; Magnoliopsida; Poales; Poaceae
Product: ER membrane protein complex subunit 6
Exons: 4
Coding region: 88-423 (111 amino acids)
Biological process (GO): autophagosome assembly; protein folding in endoplasmic reticulum
Cellular component (GO): endoplasmic reticulum; EMC complex; membrane
Source: RefSeq, a predicted model, not a curated record
CAAGUCACCAACGCAUCUCCGUAGACGAGUCGAGCUGCUCAGAUCACCCCGUCUCCAAAUCUCGUGCGGAAAAGCGAAAUUACGGCGAUGGCGGCGGCCGGCGGCACUUCCUCCGACGAGGCCCCCAUCAUCCAGGCGGAGAACCUCACCAGCAACGUCAGGUCCAUCCUCUACAGUCGGACAUUCUUGUCGAUCAUUGGUGGAGUUGUUGCCGGUAUAUGGGGAUUCACGGGUCUGACGGGUUUCAUCUUCUACUUUCUGAUAAUGAUGGUAGCAUCUCUAGGACUCUUGGCAAAGUCAAAGUUUUCAGUCCACACAUACUUUGAUAGUUGGAGCAGGAUUUUAGUUGAAGGAGUUUUUGGCGGCCUUAUGUCCUUCGUGCUGUUCUGGACAUUUGCAUACGAUAUCGUCCACAUCUUCUGAUGGAAGGAGCUAAAGUCAGAAGACCAAAGCAUAUCACAUCUUCUGAUGAAAGGAGCUAAAGCCAGAAGACCAAAGCAUAUGCAAGAUUUUCCUAACAUGAUGGGACAAAAAGACCUACAGUUUAUCCAUUUUUGUUGUUAGCUAUUUACUGUCUAGGUUUUUGGGCUUCAGUGUCUCAUGUAUUUCAGUAUCUGUCAAUUUGAUGGCUAGUGUAUCAGUUAUCACGGUGUAAACCUGCAACUCAGAAAAGCUGCAACACCACACACUUCAAUUCAUUAACCGAUGUAGCAAUUUACAUUGAUCGUUCCUCAUUAUCCAUCCUGUUGGAUGA